Molecule: messenger RNA, 3610 nt
Organism: Catharus ustulatus (Swainson's thrush)
Lineage: Eukaryota; Metazoa; Chordata; Aves; Passeriformes; Turdidae
Gene: TFEC
Product: transcription factor EC
Exons: 8
Coding region: 248-1198 (316 amino acids)
Biological process (GO): regulation of transcription by RNA polymerase II
Cellular component (GO): nucleus
Molecular function (GO): DNA-binding transcription factor activity, RNA polymerase II-specific; protein dimerization activity; RNA polymerase II cis-regulatory region sequence-specific DNA binding
Source: RefSeq, a predicted model, not a curated record
AACCCCUGUGCUUGCUUCUCUUGGCAUUACUGACCUCCAGCUGCAUGGUCACGUCUGCCACCCGGGCUAUGGCAGGGUACAAACACACUUGGAAAAUCAGUCUAGAUACCACAUACAGCAGAGCCAGAGGCACCAGGUGAAGCAGUACCUGACCCUUGAUACCAAACUGUCCAGCCAGACCCUCUCCCUGUCCCACUCUCACACAAUCCAGCCUGUGGGAGUGACCUCCAUCCUACGGAACGGACACAUGCCUCCAGUGAGCAGCAUUGGCACCCCGGAAAGCCCUGUCACCAAGCUGCUGGCCCUUGGAGCCGAACACGAAAAUGCGAUGGAAGAAGUUAUUGAAGACAUAAUCAAUAUGGAAUCAAAUUUUAAUGAUGAAGGGAUAGCGUGUUCUGAAACUCCUUUACUAAUGCAAAGAACUCUAUCUAGCAGCAUUUUGGAUAUAUAUAACAGUGACCAGGGAAUGGCACCAGCUAAUAUGGGUCUCACAAAUGCUUCUUGCCCAGCUAAUCUACCAGUAAAAAGGGAACUCACAGCAGAUACAAGAGCAAUGGCAAAGGAGAGACAAAAAAAGGAUAACCACAAUCUCAUUGAGAGAAGAAGAAGGUAUAAUAUUAAUUACCGAAUCAAGGAGCUUGGCACACUCAUCCCCAAGUCUAAUGAUCCUGAUAUGCGCUGGAACAAAGGAACUAUUUUAAAAGCAUCGGUAGAGUACAUCAAGUGGCUACAAAAAGAACAACAGAGAGCCAGAGAAUUAGAACACAGGCAGAAGAAAUUAGAGCAUGCUAACAGAAGACUUCUGCUCCGAAUUCAGGAACUGGAGAUCCAGGCACGUGCACAUGGCCUUCCAGUCAUGUCUUCACUCAGUGCUGUCGAUUUAGCUGCACAGGUCAUCAAGCAACAGUCUUAUCCAGAGGAGAACUCUGUAGACUACCCUCAACAAAUGCCUCUGGUACAUGGACAAAAUUCUGAUGUCUGCGAUGGAUCUACAGCCUUUUCUGAUCCGCUUUCCCACUUCACGGAUUUGUCCUUCAGUGCCGCUUUGAAAGAAGAACAACGACUAGAAGAAAUUUUACUGGAUGACACAGUGUCACCAUUUGGAACAGACCCACUUUUGUCCUCCACGUCUCCAGCUGCAUCAAAAGAGAGCAGCAGAAGAAGCAGCUUUAGCACAGAUGAUGGAGAUGAUUUAUGAAAGCAGAAAGGGUCUCAUACUUCUCUAAACCACUUGUUAAAAGACUGAGUUGAACGUAAGCAUAGUUUAUGCUUAUUUUAAAUACCUAUAAGGAGAGACACUGUAAAAAUCAAUUACUACAUGACAAGGGUUUCAAUCAGCCCUUUCUUCACAAGAAAAUAAGAUGGACAAGAACUCAUAUCCCUCUGCCCCAAAUCCACCCUCUGUUCACAGCUGACAUUUGCAUAAAUGUUUCUUCACUGGGAAUAUUUUUACUAUGACUUCAUGAUUUUUUACAGCACUAUGAAAACGGUUACUACAAAAGGAAUACCCAUGAUGCAAAACUGUAUUCAAGCUCUUUUCAAUCUACUUACACUUUUCUCUGCUACAAACACGAGUUUUAGUCAUUUGCUGAUUUCUUUAUUUUUUUAUAACUAAAAAUUCUACAAAAUGUGAAGCAACAGAGAACUAUUUAGGCUGGGAACUGUAGAGAUGUUACAGGUUUUAACAUCUAAAAAGUCAGAUGAAAAUGUUUUUACACAAGUAAGCAUGAAUUUAAACUAUGUGGGCUUCUCUUUAAAAGGAGAAAAUCCAUUAAACUUUCCAUGGAAUCCCAUUUCAUUUGUAGAAAAAGAACACUCUUUUAAGUAUAUAUUUUAAUGAUACUGAAUUAAAAUGGAAACUAACAUAAAGACAGUGAUUCAAAUGAACUCAGACACAAAAAGACACAGCGUUGCAGCAGAAAAACUGUGCGGAUAUACAAGACAGCACAGACACUCCAUGUUACUGUUAGCACAAUUUAAAACAAGUACUAUUCGUGACAGUGCUAUGUCAGCUACUUAUUCUAAGAAUAUUCAAACUGUGUCCUUUUUUAUGUGGAAAGAAUUGGAAUUCAGAUAGAACACUGGGCUGUUGGGUGACAAUUUUGGUGUCCUUUGACAGCACGGUGAGGUUUUUCCAAAGGGAUAUGUGCUUUUGAUCCCUGAGAGAAAUGACAAGAUUUCUGUUGCAUACACUAUAAACAUCAAGAAUUUAAUUUCAUAUUUGGCUUUGGACUUCCUGCAGAAAAGCUGGAAAGGAAGACUAGUCAAACUGAAGGGAAUAUUCAGAAACACUGAUGUGAUGCACUACCUCUCAUAACCAGCUUGCUAGGAGGGGACAUUCAGAAAACUCACUUCUAUGCAUAGAAAAAUUCUGGAGAGUGAUGUACAUUCCUGAAGAACAUUAAGUGCAACCAUUCCAAUUGUAAUAUUAAAAUAUGAGAAAAUAAACUGAAACAGGUUCUUCAUAGCUCUUCCUCAAUCAAAGCCAAAAGAUCACAUUAGGGAAUCAUUAUGGUUUAACCCCAGGCAGUAACCAAGCCUCACACAACCACUUGGUCACUGCCUAUCCAGAGUGACUGGGGAGAGAACUGGAAGGGUAAAACCUGUAAGGCUCUUGGGUUGAGAUAAAGACAGUUUAAUAGAGAAAACAAAAGCUGUGCACACAAGUGAAGCGAAACAGGGAAUUAAUUCACUGCUUCCCAUGGGCAGGCAGCUGUUCAACCAUCUCCAGGAGGGCAGAGCCCCAUGACAUGUAAUGGUGACUCGGGAAGUCAAAUGCUGUAACUCCAAAAUCUCCACUCCUUCCUGUUCCUUCCCCCCGUUUAUACAUUGACCAUGAUUUGAUAUGGUGUGGAAUAUCUCUUGGUUAGGAUCACCUCUCCUGGCUGUGUCUCCUCCCAACCUCCCAUGCACCCCCAACUUCCUCGCCAGUGCAUCAGUAUGAAAAUGCCUUGGCUGUGUAAGCUCUGAUCAGCAACAAUAAAAACAUCUCUGUCAGGCACAAAUCCAAAAUACAGCCCUAUACCAGCUGCUGUGAAGAAAAUUAGCUCUACCCCAGCUGAAACAACCACAGGAAUUCUGUAACGAUUCAAAAUAUGUUUCAAAAUUGUGUAUUAAUUUUGCUGUCACUGAGCCCGCCUCACUACAGAAGUGUCACAGGUUUGGAAAUAGUAAGAAGAUAUUAAAGUGGAUUAUUUUUUGCAUGAAUAUUUUAAGUUUUUAAAACAUACUAUCCAAAUCCAGAGCAAUUGUUUCUUACUAUUGCCUCUUUGGUUAUUGGCACCUGGGCCCUCGCAAGAGUCACUGUAAGGUUUGUGCACCUGCCAGGCCACAGCGCAUGCCUGACCAACCCUUGCAGUGUCACUGUAGUUUCAUAACCGGAAAAUUAACAGCUGGAUAAUACAUCACACCCAGAUGCUUAUGAAAGAUUAUGGCAUGUCCAAUCUCACAAGAAUAUUUAAAAUUUUAGGAAUCUCAAGGUUUUCUACGAGUUUGUGGAAACUACUUGGAUGUAAGGUGAGCUCUAAGCACAGACCUGACCAUUAGAAGAGGCUUUAAUGUACUCACACUUCAUGAAUCAAAAAAAUGACAACAGACAGGGUUCUGUUAA